Saccoglossus kowalevskii is the source of this 11899-nucleotide messenger RNA. Its product is annotated as cytoplasmic dynein 1 heavy chain 1-like. Gene Ontology annotation, cellular component: axonemal dynein complex. Lineage: Eukaryota; Metazoa; Hemichordata; Enteropneusta; Harrimaniidae. Gene Ontology annotation, biological process: microtubule-based movement. Gene Ontology annotation, molecular function: dynein intermediate chain binding; ATP hydrolysis activity; dynein light intermediate chain binding. The record is from RefSeq and is a predicted model, not a curated record.
UAUCCCCAACUAUGGCGGAUAAUAGCGAUGCUGACACGAGCAGUAAUACCAGUCAGACGGUGGCUGAUGUUGCUAGUUUAGAAAUAUACGUUGCAAAGUUAAUACCACUCCUUUUGGAAGAUGGCGAUGGGACAUCCACAGUACUGAAAACUGCGCUCAGUGAACGAGGGCACCAAGAAUGUAUGAAAAAAUUCCUUUCCGACCCACAAAUUCAGACAAUUUUGGUGGAACGAGCUGUUUCAAAGGAUGAUGUUGAGGAUGAAAAUGCCGAGCCUGACAUUGCUUACACUUUAUCAUUGGAUGUACAUUUCACCAAUGCUAAGUUUAACAGCUGUGCAUUUAUAAAGCGAACACCGGUGAUAGAUGCUGAUAAAAGUAUUGCAUCUCAGAUACAAGUAUUGACUUUAUGUGAAGGGUCUCCAUAUGAAACAUUACAUGCGCAUAUCAGCAAUGCUGUGGCGCCGUAUUUCAAGUCAUACAUCAGAGCCUCUGGAAAGGCUGACAGAGAUGGCGAUAAGAUGGCUCCUUCGGUUGAGAAGAAGAUUGCUGAGUUAGAGAUGGGUUUAUUACAUCUACAGCAGAAUAUUGACAUCCCAGAUAUUACCCUGAAUAUCCAUCCUGUUGUGGUAGCCAUGAUUAAAAAAUGUGGGGAGGAAGGAAGACGUCCAAAAGUACACGACUUUGGAGAUAAAGUAGAAGAUUCUACAUUUCUCAAUGCUCUACAAAAUGGAGUUAACAGAUGGAUUAGAGAGAUACAAAAGGUAACCAAACUGGACCGUGAUCCUGCAUCUGGCACUGCUCUUCAAGAAAUCAGUUUUUGGUUAAACCUUGAACGUGCUUUAUUGAGAAUCCAAGAGAAGAGAGAAAGUUCUGAAGUUGCACUAACAUUAGACAUUUUAAAACAUGGCAAACGAUUUCAUGCCACUGUUAGCUUUGAUACUGAUACAGGUUUGAAACAUGCUUUAGCUACAGUAAAUGAUUAUAGUCCAUUGAUGAAAGACUUUCCACUUAAUGAUCUCCUGUCAGCAACAGAACUAGACCGUAUCAGGCAAGCAUUGGUUGCUAUAUUUAGUCAUCUAAGGAAAAUAAGAAAUACCAAAUAUCCAAUACAAAGAGCCUUACGAUUGGUGGAAGCCAUAUCUAGAGAUCUCAGUGCACAGCUACUCAAGGUUCUUGGAACACGACGUCUGAUGCACAUCACAUUUGAUGAGUUUGAGAAAGUGAUGUCAGCAUCCUUUGAAGUAUUUGGAACUUGGGAUGAUGAAUAUGAGAAACUACAGGGGUUACUUAGAGACAUAGUGAAAAAGAAAAGAGAGGAAAGUUUGAAAAUGGUAUGGAGAGUGAAUCCUGCUCAUAAAAGAUUACAGGCCAGAUUAGAUCAAAUGAGAAAAUUCCGUCGUCAGCAUGAACAGUUACGUGCUGUCAUUGUUAGAGUUUUGAGACCAGCAACAACUACAUCUACAACCACACCACCAAGCCCUGGGGCUGCUCCAGAUGAAGUCCCUAGUACUAAGGUCAAUGAACUUGUAUUAGAAGCAGCAGAUGCAAAUGCAAUUGAGGAAGUAAAUCUAGCAUACGAGAAUGCCAAAGAAGUUGAUGGAUUGGACGUAUCUAAAGAAGGUACCGAGUCCUGGGAAGCUGCAACUAAAAGAUAUGAUGAGCGUAUUGACCGUGUUGAAACCAGAAUCACUGCUCGUUUACGUGAUCAACUUGGAACAGCUAAAAAUGCAAAUGAGAUGUUCCGCAUUUUCUCUCGAUUCAAUGCUUUGUUUGUUCGACCCCAUAUUCGAGGUGCCAUUCGAGAAUAUCAAACACAGUUGAUACAGCGAGUCAAAGAUGAUAUUGAAUCGCUUCAUGAUAAAUUCAAGGUGCAAUACCCUCAGAGUAAAGCUUGUAAAAUGAGCCGUGUACGGGAUCUACCACCUGUUUCAGGCUCUAUUAUCUGGGCAAGACAGAUUGAGCGACAACUGACUGCCUAUAUGCACCGUGUUGAAGAUGUGCUUGGUAAAGGAUGGGAAAAUCAUGUAGAAGGCCAGAAAUUAAAAGCAGAUGGGGAUAGUUUCCGAGCCAAAUUGAACACUCAAGAAUUAUUUGAUGAGUGGUCACGAAAAGUUCAACAAAAGCACUUGGGAAUUUCUGGUAGAAUAUUUGCUAUUGAAAGUCAGCGUGCUCGUGGUGGCAGAGGUGGAAAUAUUUUGAAACUGAGGGUGAAUUUUUUACCAGAGAUUAUUACACUGGCUAAAGAGGUUCGGAAUUUGAAAUGGCUUGGUUUUCGCGUACCAUUAGCGAUUGUCAACAAAGCUCAUCAGGCCAAUCAGAUGUACCCGUUUGCAAUAUCAUUAAUCGAAAGUGUACGUACAUAUGAGCGUACAUGUGAAAAGGUUGAAGAUAGACCAAGUAUAUCUCUAUUAGUUGCUGGAUUGAGAAAAGAUGUACAAGCACUCAUAGCAGAGGGUAUUGGCUUGGUUUGGGAGUCUUACAAGUUAGAUCCAUAUGUACAGAAAUUAGCAGAAGCAGUCUUCAAUUUUCAAGAAAAGGUGGAUGAUCUAUUACUGAUUGAGGAGAAGAUAGAUACUGAAGUGCGUAGUCUGGAGACAUGUGCUUUUAAUGUUAAUAUAUUUGCCGAAAUCUUGGGACGUAUACAGAAAGAUGUUGAUGAUCUUAAUUUACACUCUUAUUCUAACCUACCACAAUGGGUGGCAAGACUUGAUUCAGAGGUAAAGUUAUUACAAUUUAACACUACCCUGGCAAAGUUAGUGACACUUACACUUGGUGAUGCUAACGUUAACACUACCCUGGCAAAGUUAGUGACACUUACACUUGGUGAUGCUAACAUUAACACUACCCUGGCAAAGUUAGUGACACUUACACUUGGUGAUGCUAACGUUAACACUACCCUGGCAAUGUUAGUGACACUUACACUUGGUGAUGCUAACGUUAACACUACCCUGGCAAAGUUAGUGACACUUACACUUGGUGAUGCUAACGUUAACACUACCCUGGCAAAGUUAGUGACACUUACACUUGGUGAUGCUAACGUUAACACUACCCUGGCAAAGUUAGUGACACUUACACUUGGUGAUGCUAACGUUAACACUACCCUGGCAAAGUUAGUGACACUUACACUUGGUGAUGCUAACGUUAACACUACCCUGGCAAAGUUAGUGACACUUACACUUGGUGAUGCUAACAUUAACACUACCCUGGGUUUGAUUCAUGAAUUGCGCAUCACAAACCAAGUCAUGUAUCUGAAUCCACCAAUAGAAGAGACAAGAUACCAAUUAAUGCAGCAGUUAUUUGCAUGGGAAGCUAUUAUUUGCAAUCAGAAACGUAUUCAGAGUCAAAGAUACCAGGUUGGUUUGGAUCACCAUGAAUCGGAGACUGAGGUUACGUAUCGUAGUUUGUUAACUCAACUACCUGAUGGUCCUGAUGCUCUUGACAAUGCUUACAUAGCAAUAGAUGAAACCAUUAAUAAGGUCAACGAAUACAUCAAGGUAUGGUUACAAUAUCAGUCAUUAUGGGAUAUGCAACCACAUAAUAUAUAUGGAAGACUAGGUGAAGAUCUCAACAACUGGAUGCAACUAUUGAUGGAAAUACGACAAGCUCGUACAACUUUUGAUACCUCUGAGACGAGAAAAGAAUUUGGUCCAAUCAUUGUUGAUUAUGCUAAAGUACAGUCAAAGGUCAAUUUGAAGUACGACUCCUGGCAUAAGGAAAUCCUUAGUAAAUUUGGUACUAAUCUUGGGAAUGAAAUGACUUCAUUCCAUUCAGGAAUAUCGAAGUCUCGUUCUGAUUUAGAAAGCCAAUCGAUAGACACAGCGAGUACAUCGGAUGCAGUGACUUUUAUCACCUAUGUACAAGGCUUGAAGAGAAAAGUCAAAUCCUGGGAACGUCAAGUUGAAAUGUACAAGCAUGGUCAGAGGUUACUAGAAAAGCAACGUUUCCAAUUCCCAACAUCAUGGUUGUAUGUAGAUAACUUGGAUGGUGAAUGGGGAGCUUUUAAUGAAAUUAUGAAGAGAAAAGACGGUGCUAUUCAACAACAGGUGGCUAGUUUGCAAAUGAAGAUUGUAUCAGAAGAUGAGACAGUUGAAUGUAGAACUUCUGAUCUAUUGCUUGAAUGGGAGAAAGGAAAACCAGUGCAGGGCGACACAAAACCUGAUACAGCGCUGAAAGCAUUAACGAUAUUAGAAGGAAAGUUUGCAAGAUUAAAAGAAGACAGAGAUAAUGUGUGUAAAGCUAAAGAAGCACUUGAAUUACAGGAACCAGGUACUAUUAGCCCCAGUGAAGACAGAAUGCUUGUAGCAUUAGAAGAAUUACAAGAUUUGAAAGGUGUUUGGUCUGAAUUGGCUGCAAUAUGGGAACAAAUUGACGGUCUUAAAGAUACACCUUGGCUUACUGUUGCACCAAGAAAGUUGCGUCAAAGUCUUGAUACACUGGCAACUCAACUCAAAUCAUUCCCAGCUCGGUUACGUCAGUAUGCUUCAUUUGAGUUUGUCAACAGAGUACUCAAGGGUUAUGCUAAGGUCAAUGUGCUGAUAGUUGAGCUGAAAUCAGAUGCUUUGAAAGAAAGACAUUGGAAACAGUUAAUGAAGAAAUUGCGUGUGAAUUGGGUGUUGUCUGACUUAACAUUAGGCCAGAUUUGGGAUAUUGAUUUACAUCGAAAUGAACCUAUUAUUAGAGAUAUCAUUAACAUUGCACAAGGUGAAAUGGCUUUGGAAGAAUUUAUGAAAAUGGUACGUGAAGCUUGGCAGAGUUAUGAACUUGAACUUAUAAACUAUCAGAAUAAAUGUAGAUUGAUACGUGGAUGGGAUGAUUUGUUUACUAAAGUCAAAGAACAUAUAAACAGUGUAGCUGCUAUGAAAUUAUCACCAUACUACAAGGUGUUUGAGGAAGAUGCACUGUCUUGGGAAGAGAAAUUGAAUCGUAUUAAUGCCUUGUUUGAUGUGUGGAUUGAUGUACAGAGGCGCUGGGUCUACUUGGAAGGUAUAUUCACUGGUAGUGCUGAUAUUAAACAUUUGUUGCCUGUUGAAACACAGAGAUUCCAUAGUAUAAGUACAGAGUUCUUGGCUUUGAUGAAGAAAGUUUCCAAGUCACCAUUAGUAUUGGAUGUGUUAAAUAUACCUGGUGUACAGAGAUCUCUGGAAAGAUUGGCUGAUUUGUUAGGAAAGAUACAGAAAGCACUGGGAGAAUACUUGGAAAGAGAAAGAGCGUCCUUCCCCAGAUUCUACUUUGUUGGUGAUGAAGAUUUGUUGGAAAUUAUUGGUAAUAGUAAGAAUGUUGGUAGACUUCAGAAACAUUUCAAGAAGAUGUUUGCCGGUGUUGCUACAUUGCUCUUAAAUGAAGAUAAUACUGUUGUAAAAGGUAUUGCAUCCAGAGAAGGUGAAGAGGUAUAUUUCAAGACUGUAAUUAACAUCAAAGAGAACCCUAAAAUCAAUGAGUGGUUAACGAUGGUUGAGAAAGAGAUGCGUGUGACACUAGCUAAGUUGUUAGCUGAUGCUGUGAGUGGUGUCUCGCAAUUCAAGGAUGAUAACAUUGAUGGGAACAAGUACAUCUUGUGGGUUGAUCAGUAUCAGGCGCAGUUAGUGGUGUUAUCAGCUCAGAUAGCCUGGUCUGAGGGUGUUGAUAAAGCGUUGACAAACACUGAAGGCUUAAGUAAUCCAUUAGAAGGUGUCUUGAAGACUGUAGAAGCAACACUCAAUGUAUUGGCUGAUUCUGUACUACAGGAACAACCACCAGUGAGAAGGAAAAAACUGGAACAUCUGAUUACUGAACUUGUUCAUCAACGUGAUGUUACUAGAAUGUUAAUGAAACACAAAGUGGAUAGUGUGACUAACUUUGAUUGGUUAUGUCAAAUGAGAUUUUACUUUGACCCUAAGAAUAGUGAUGUUCUAAAGCAGUUGUCAAUUCAUAUGGCUAAUGCUCGCUUUAACUAUGGAUUUGAAUAUCUUGGUGUACAAGAUAAACUAGUACAGACACCAUUGACUGAUAGGUGUUAUCUCACUAUGACUCAAGCUUUGGAAAGUCGACUUGGUGGCUCACCAUUUGGACCUGCUGGUACUGGUAAAACAGAAUCUGUCAAAGCCCUUGGUAAUCAAAUGGGAAGAUUUGUAUUGGUGUUCAAUUGUGAUGAGACCUUUGACUUCCAGGCCAUGGGUCGUAUUUUUGUUGGAUUGUGUCAAGUUGGAGCUUGGGGUUGUUUUGAUGAAUUCAACCGUUUAGAAGAACGCAUGUUAUCAGCUGUAUCACAGCAAAUUCAAACCAUCCAAGAAGCGCUCAAAGAACGUGCCAGUGAUAAGGUCAAAAGUGAUAUUCAGGUUGAACUUGUUGGUAAACAAGUGAAAGUGAGUCGUGACAUGGCUAUCUUUAUCACAAUGAACCCUGGCUAUGCAGGAAGAUCUAACUUGCCAGACAACUUGAAGAAAUUGUUCAGAAGCUUGGCUAUGACUAAACCAGAUCGUCAGCUGAUUGCUCAGGUCAUGUUAUACUCACAAGGUUUCCGUACAGCAGAGGUGCUGGCCAGCAAGAUUGUACCUUUCUUCAAGCUUUGUGAUGAACAGCUGUCAUCACAGUCCCAUUAUGACUUUGGACUUCGUGCAUUGAAGAGUGUACUAGUGAGUGCUGGUAAUGUGAAGAGAGAUCAUAUUCAGCAUAUCAAAGAAACGAUGAGAGAAGAGGGUCAAUCCAUUGAUGAAGCUAAAAUAGCUGAACGCUUACCUGAACAAGAGAUUUUGAUCCAGAGUGUGUGUGAGACGGUGGUGCCUAAACUAGUAGCGGAAGAUAUCCCACUUCUAUACAGUCUGUUGUCAGAUGUCUUCCCAGGUGUACAAUAUACACAGGCUCAAAUGAAAAAACUACGAGAAGAAUUGGCCAAUGUCUGUGAAGAAAACUUUUUAACAUAUGGUGAAGGCGGUGAUAGUGGAACUAUGUGGGUUGAGAAGGUUCUACAGUUGUUCCAGAUUUCUCAAUUAAACCAUGGUUUAAUGAUGGUUGGACCAAGUGGAAGUGGUAAGAGUUGUGCAUGGAGAUCAUUACUCAAGGCAUUAGAGAGAAUAGAGGGUGUAGAAGGUGUUGCACAUGUAAUUGAUCCCAAGGCAAUUUCUAAAGAUCUACUAUAUGGAACUCUGGACCCAAACACCAGAGAGUGGACUGAUGGUCUCUUUACACAUAUCCUGAGGAAGAUCAUUGAUAACGUCCGUGGUGAAAUCAACAAACGUCAGUGGAUUAUCUUUGAUGGUGAUGUUGAUCCAGAAUGGGUUGAGAAUUUAAACAGUGUCUUAGAUGACAAUAAACUGCUGACCCUUCCUAAUGGAGAGAGGUUGAGUCUACCACCAAAUGUGCGCAUCAUGUUUGAAGUGCAGGAUCUUCGUUAUGCAACCAUGGCAACUGUGAGUCGUUGUGGUAUGGUGUGGUUCAGUGAAGAUGUACUCUCCACAGAGAUGAUACUGGAUAAUUUCAUGAAACAAUUACAGAAGAUUCCACUUGAAGAAGGUGAAGAAGAUUUCAAGCCAGGUCAGAAGGAAGAAGAAGAAUCCCUUUCCCCAACACUGCAGGUGCAGCGUGAUAUCAGUGCAUUGCUUGCACCACAUUUUACAUCAGAUGGCCUGGUUAUUCGCACAAUGGAGUAUGCAUCUAAGCAAGCUGAACAUAUAAUGGAUUUCACCAGACUACGUGCUUUGGGCUCACUAUUCUCUAUGUUGAACCAAGCUGCUAGGAAUGUACUCUCCUAUAAUCACAACCAUGCUGACUUUCCCAUGCAGAGCGACCAGUUAGAGCGCUACAUACCACGUUAUCUUGUCUAUUCUUUGCUCUGGUCCAUGAGUGGCGAUGGAAAAUUAAAGACCCGUGAAGAACUUGGUGAUUUCAUUCGUGGUGUAACAACUAUUCCAUUACCACCAUCAACCAGUACACCUGUCAUUGACUUUGAAGUAUCAAUGAGUGGCGAGUGGGUUCCAUGGCAGUUAAAGGUGCCACAGAUAGAAGUAGAAACACAUAAAGUGGCAGCACCCGAUGUAGUUGUACCUACUUUAGAUACUGUCAGACAUGAAUCUUUGUUAUAUACUUGGUUAGCAGAACACAAACCACUGGUAUUAUGUGGACCACCUGGUAGUGGAAAGACUAUGACAUUGUUUAGUGCAUUACGUGCUUUGCCAGACAUGGAAGUUGUUGGAUUGAAUUUCUCCAGUGCAACAACACCUGAAUUGAUGUUGAAGACAUUUGAUCAUUAUUGUGAAUAUCGACGUACACCAAAUGGUGUAAUCAUGUCACCAAUACAACUAAAUAAAUGGUUUGUUAUAUUUUGUGAUGAAAUCAAUCUGCCUGAUAUGGACAAAUAUGGAACCCAGAGAGUUAUAUCUUUCUUGCGUCAGGUUGUAGAACUCGGUGGUUUUUACAGACCAUCUGAUCAAAGCUGGGUUAAACUGGAACGUAUACAGUUUGUGGGUGCAUGUAAUCCUCCUACAGAUCCAGGCCGUAAACCUUUGUCUCAUCGAUUCCUGCGUCAUGUACCAGUUGUGUAUGUAGACUAUCCUGGACCCGCGUCAUUAAAACAGAUCUAUGGUACAUUCAAUCGUGCUAUGUUAAGACUGGUGCCUAGUCUGAGAACCUAUGCUGGCCCAUUGACCACUGCCAUGGUUGAUUUCUACAGUCGAUCACAGGAACGAUUUACCCAAGACAUGCAGCCACAUUACAUAUACAGUCCGCGUGAAAUGACACGUUGGGUACGUGGUAUUGUAGAAGCCCUCAGACCAUUGGAAACUUUGUCAGUUGAAGGAUUGGUUCGUAUAUGGGCACAUGAAGGUCUUCGGCUCUUCCAGGACAGACUUGUCACAGAUGAAGAAAGGCAGUGGACAGAUCAAAAUAUUGAUGAAGUUGGAUUAAAACACUUCCCGAACAUCAACCGCGAAGAAGCUCUUCACAGACCGAUAUUGUACAGUAAUUGGUUAUCCAAGGACUAUGUACCCGUGGACAGAGAAGAACUCAGAGAAUAUACUAAAGCUAGAUUGAAAGUAUUCUAUGAAGAAGAAUUAGAUGUGCCAUUAGUGUUAUUCAAUGAAGUAUUGGACCAUGUACUCAGAAUUGAUAGGAUAUUCCGGCAACAACAGGGUCAUUUGCUGUUGAUUGGUAUGAGUGGUGCUGGUAAAACUACUUUGUCCAGAUUUGUUGCUUGGAUCAAUGGACUGAGUGUCUAUCAAAUUAAGGUACAUCGUAAAUAUACAGCAGCUGAUUUUGAUGAAGACUUGCGUUCUGUUCUGAGAAGAGCAGGCUGUAGGGUUGAAAAGAUUGCUUUCAUUAUGGAUGAAUCUAAUGUGUUGGAUUCUGGUUUCUUGGAGCGUAUGAAUACACUACUUGCAAAUGGAGAGGUUCCUGGUUUAUUUGAAGGAGAUGAGUAUACAACAUUAAUGACACAGUGUAAAGAAGGAGCACAAAAACAAGGACUUAUGUUAGAUACCAAUGAAGAGCUGUACAAGUGGUUUACGCAAGAGGUGAUGAAGAAUCUGCAUGUUGUUUUCACAAUGAAUCCAUCAUCAGCAGGACUUAAAGAUAGAGCUGCAACAUCACCAGCUUUGUUUAACAGGUGUGUGUUGAAUUGGUUUGGUGAUUGGUCAAAUGGAGCACUCUACCAAGUUGGUCAAGAAUUCACAAAUAAACUGGAUUUAGAAAAGUCGAAUUACCACUGUCCAGACUACCUUCCGGUUGCCUAUGAUGGUUUGUCGACUCCAAUCACUCACAGGGAAGCAGUUGUUAAUGCAUUUGUGUAUGUGCAUCAAACUCUCCAUCAAGCUAAUAAUCGGAUUGCAAAACGUGGUGGCAGAGUCACAGCAAUAACACCAAGACAUUACCUGGACUUUAUUAAUCAUUAUGUGAAAUUGUACAAUGAAAAACGAAGCGACUUGGAAGAGCAGCAACUUCAUUUAAAUGUUGGGCUGCAGAAAAUCAAAGAAACAGUAGACCAAGUUGAAGAAUUACAGAAGAGUUUAUCACUGAAAAGUAAAGAAUUAGAAGCCAAGAAUGCUAUGGCUAAUGCUAAACUUAAACAAAUGGUAAAAGACCAACAAGAAGCUGAAAAGAAGAAGGUGACAUCACAAGAAAUCCAAGCAGCUUUGAUAAUUGCAAACAAAGCUAUUGCAGAAAGAACUGACAGUGUAAUGGAUGACUUAGCUAAAGUGGAACCUGCUGUUAUUGAAGCACAACAAGCUGUCAAGUCUAUUAAGAAGAAUCAUCUUGUUGAAGUAAGAAGUAUGGGAAAACUAAUUUGCAUAAUUAAUUAAUUUUCAGCUUUUGAUAUAAGUGAUGAUAUCCGUGAAAAAAUGAAAAGCAGAUAUUUGAGCCAUCCUGAUUAUAGUUUUGAGAAAGUGAAUCGUGCGAGUCAAGCCUGUGGUCCUCUCGUAAAAUGGUCCAUUGCACAGAUCAGUUAUGCUGACAUGUUGAAGAGAGUUGAACCAUUACGUAAUGAACUACAGAGUCUUGAAGAUGAGGCAGAAGAAACUAAGUUGCGUGGUGAGGAAGUUGAAAACACUAUAAUUGCAUUAGAAAGGAGUAUAGCAGGAUACAAAGAAGAAUAUGCACAAUUGAUUAGCCAAGCACAAGCUAUAAAAGCUGAUUUAGAGUCUGUAGCAACAAAGGUGAACCGUAGUACAGCUUUGCUACGCAGUUUGAGUAUUGAACGUGACCGAUGGGAACUAAGUAGUGAGACAUUUAAAAACCAAAUGGCUACCAUAAUUGGUGAUGUAUUAUUGUCUUCAGCAUUCAUGUCAUAUGCAGGAUACUUUGACCAACAAAUGAGACAGAAUUUGUUUACUUCAUGGUGUUCCCAUCUACAACAAGCUAUGCUUCAUUUCAGAUCUGAUAUUGCAAGAACUGAGUACCUAUCAAAUGCUGAUGAACGGCUGAGAUGGCAAGCUAACUCAUUGCCAGCAGAUGACCUUUGUACAGAGAAUGCCAUUAUGUUAAUGAGAUUUAAUCGAUAUCCUCUGAUUAUUGAUCCAUCUGGUCAAGCUACAGAAUUCAUCAUGAAUGAGUAUAAACAUAAAAAGAUCACUAAAACUAGUUUCCUAGACGAUGCCUUCAGAAAGAACUUGGAGAGUUCCCUGAGAUUUGGUAAUCCCUUACUAGUACAGGAUGUAGAGAACUAUGAUCCUAUCCUGAAUCCCGUAUUGAAUCGUGAAUUGCGUCGUACUGGUGGACGUGUACUUAUAUCACUUGGUGAUCAAGAUAUUGAUUUGUCGCCAGCUUUCACAAUUUUCCUGUCAACAAGAGAUCCAACAGUUGAAUUUCCUCCAGAUAUUUGUAGCAGAGUUACAUUUGUUAACUUCACAGUAACAAGAAGUAGUUUACAAAGUCAGUGUCUGAAUCAGGUUUUAAAAGCUGAGAGACCAGAUGUUGAUGAGAAACGUUCCGAUUUGUUAAAACUUCAAGGUGAAUUUCACUUGCGUCUACGUCAACUGGAGAAAUCUUUGUUACAAGCAUUGAAUGAUACCAAGGGAAGAAUAUUAGAUGAUGACAGAAUCAUCACGACCUUAGAGACAUUGAAGAAGGAAGCUGCUGAUGUGACGAGAAAGGUUGAGGAAACUGAUGUGAUUAUGGCAGAAGUGGAAACAACAUCACAAAAGUAUAUGCCACUGUCACAAUCUUGUAGCAGUAUCUACUUUACAUUGGAAGCAGGUCACCAAGUUCAUUUCCUCUACCAAUAUUCCCUGCAGUUUUUCUUGGAUAUAUUCCAUGGUGUACUAUGUGAUAACCCAGAUCUAAAAGGAGUGUCUGAUUACUCCGCUCGACUAUCUAUCAUCACAAAGGAUUUAUUCCAGAUGGCCUACAAUCGAGUUGCUCGUGGAAUGUUGCAUACAGAUAGAAUUACUUUUGCUGUGUUGAUGUGCAAGAUAUAUCUCAAAGGAGUUGCAAG